CAAUAAUAUGGUGAUGUUUAAUUUGCAAUAUGAAUGUACAAUGACUCUUUCCACAUCAAGACAAUUUAUCGUGCAAAAUGAUACAUGGAACAUUAAAGUAACUAUCUAGCUAACUAACCAACCAACAAACCAGUAAUGAAUGGCAGGAGAUGUGUUUUUGAACAUGAAGAAUUAAAUAUUAUACAGACACAACCAUUUCAGUAUAAUCUUGAACAAAGCACACAGUUUAGUUGCAAUGAACAUCUCUGUUAAUAUGCACAGAAAGCAAGCCCAGGAAAAAGUUGAAUAAUAAAAUAGCCAAAACCAUGUGAGGAGCAGAGCCUGAUAUCUGUGAUAAAUUAAUUAUUUUACAUUGUAUGCAGUGAGUGGCAAAUUAUGAUAUGUCUGGAACACACACAGGAGAUUUAGCUUCGUGAAUCAUUGGUGAGAUCUUCUGUACCAACAUACCUUGUUCUUUCCAACAUUACAUCAACUGUGCUGAAGAGAACUGUGGUUAACUAAAUGAUAAAAGCAGCCGAUAAUAUGGUGGAUGACAUUGGAAGUUCACUGAGGCUUUUUGCAGAUGAUGCUGUGGUGUAUCGAGAGGUUGCAACAAUGGAAAAUUGUACUGAAAUGCAGAAGGAUCUGCAGCGAAUUGACGCAUGGUGCACGGAAUGGCAAUUGAAUCUCAAUGUAGACAAGUGUAAUGUGAUGCGAAUACACAGAAAGAUAGGUCCCUUAUCAUUUAGCUAGAAAAUAGCAGGUCAGCAACAGGAAGCAGUUAAUUCCAUAAAUUAUCUGGGAGUACGCAUUAGGAGUGAUUUAAAAUGGAAUGAUCAUAUAAAGUUGAUCGUCGGUAAAGCAGAUGCCAGAUUGAGAUUCAUUGGAAGAAUCUUAAGGAAAUGCAAUCCGACAACAAAGGAAGUAGGUUACAGUACGCUUGUUCGCCCACUGCUUGAAUACUGCUCAGCAGUGUGGGAUCCGCACCAGAUAGGGUUGAUAGAAGAGAUAGAGAAGAUCCAACGGAGAGCAGCGCACUUCGUUACAGGAUCAUUUAGUAAUUGCGAAAGCGUUAUGGAGAUGAUAGAUAAACUCCAGUGGAAGACUCUGCAAGAGACACACUCAGUAGCUCAGUACGGGCUUUUGCUGAAGUUUCGAGAACAUACCUUCACCGAAGAGUCAAGCAGUAUAUUGCUCCCUCCUACGUAUAUCUCGCGGAGAGACCAUGAGGAUAAAAUCAGAGAGAUUAGAGCCCACACAGAAGCAUACCGACAAUCCUUCUUUCCACGUACAAUACAAGACUGGAAUAGAAGGGAGAACCGAUAGAGGUACUCAGGGUACCCUCCGCCACACACCGUCAGGUGUCUUGCGGAGUAUGGAUGUAGAUGUAGUAGAUGUAGAUAAGGCCAAUGGAGUAACAGUACAUAUCCAACAACCAAAAUUCCACAGUUUCUAAUACCCAUGUCAUAUGAAGUGAGACGAUUUUCCUGGAUACACAUUUGCGAUGACACUUUUUACUGUUUCAAGCUAAAAACAUGCCUCAAAAAUUAUGAUGUGGUUAAACUGACUGCCAAGAAAAUAUAAUCUAGAAUUAGUUUUCGGAGAUUCCAAGAUAUGCCCUCCAGUUGUUAUGUUUUGUGCAUCCAGAGUAAGUAAUCCUAGACAAACAAUGCACCACAUCCUUAACGAAUGACCCAAACAAUUUCCUGAAUGCAUGGAUCUCACAAGUGACAACACUGGACAAAAUGAUUUAUCAUAAAAGUAGCUUAAUACGUUCAUGGCAUCCUUUAAUACAGAUUGCUUAUGACUUAAAUGAACGUUGACAUCGCUGAAAGGCUGAAACUGCUAAUUUUGUGCUUAUAUCCAGCGUAACUGUAUUUUGUUAGGCAUAAGUAAUGUAUAAUUGUAUUUUAAUGCUUUCAAAUUGUACCUAGCCCUACACAGUUUUGUUAUUUCCAAAGUGGGACUAAUUAAAGUUUCAAAUUAUUUUUAACAUGUCAACAGAGUUGUGCAGGGGUAUUUACCACACCGUCUUCUCAGUUAAAUCUUUGUGUCACGGGAUACUCACAGUAAAAAUAUGCACACUUAACGUGUGUUAUAUCGAUGGCUUCAUUAUAUUAUUCCAGAAAUAACACAAAUGAUACUGCAUUUCUGAUAAGAAUAUGAGCAUUUAAAAAGGCUAAUUGGAAGAACCGGCAGAUGGUGGCCCUAGCUAGAUUGAAUACAUAUGAGACAUGUGCCUACGUUUUGAAGAUCCCGAUGUACCGUAUUUUAACUAUGUCGGUGAAAGUGAAAUAUUUGCCUGAUUACCUACAUAGUGAGAUAUGUAUUGAAGACGGCACUCAAAAUAAAAUACCAGGCUUCCGAAAUACCCAACGAUUUGAGGAGAGGAAAAAACUUGUACUGUCAACGAGUUUUUCUCGGUAUAAUAAAUAAUUUGAACUCUCAACCAAGUCCAACAAUCGUAGCUUUCGUAGUUUCCCAUUUCCGUGAUUAUCCAACGUGGUGGCUUCAGUAGACAACAGAAAAUAUUCCCCUUUGAAACGAAACGACAAUACGAACACAACAAACGCAAUAAUUUACCAACAGCUGUCUUAAUUACACUAGUUCUCCUAAAUAACCAUCGAUGCAAAAAUUAACUCAUAAUGGGUCUCCUACCUGAACAAAACGCUAAACUCAGUUACAACUUUACUUCUCUCCGCAAUUCACAUUUCAUUUUGUUCACCAAUCCUGUAUAUUUAGGUUAUGUCUUCAACAACAAACGAAAUGUCAUUCAUAUGUUCAACUCGGCAGCCAUCUUUUCUAGAAACUGUAAAAAUAAUCUGCAUUCUUGUCAGUUGUCACAGUUGGAUACCGUCCUCUACACCGCACCCGACAUCCAAACAUUAAUAUAAUUUCAUUUAUUGCAAAAUUUUUGCAACAGCAGCGAAGCAUCAUUUCUUGGUUGAUCCACAUCACAACAGGUGUCAACAGUUAGUAAACUACUAAUACCACGUACCGUUUAUUUGCGGAUGAGUAUUUUACUUAAAAAAUACUGCAGUUACAUUCAUUCAGAUCUGUAAUGCAUUUUUUUGUUGUUGUAACGAAAAUGACAGAUACCAACAUCAUGACAUGUGGUUGGUCUUUAUCGUACAAUAAAACAGUUGUCUCUACGCACUCAGUAUGACCUGUCGCUUAUUGAAAAAAAUAUUGGUUGUCGGAAAUAAAAAGUAUUUGCAACUGCAGCUAAUUGAGUGUUACAGAAAACGUAACUCCACACACCAUGCAAUAAACAUAGAAUGUUGUUUUCAAGUUUUAAAAUCGUAUAGGUUAUUGCGAACUCUCGUGAAACACACAAUGACGUCACGUUCGUCAGUUUUCGGCACCCAUCGGGAACUGGGAUUAUACUCCCAGAAUUCCGUAGUAGCAGAUGUCCGCCAUAAGUGCUUGGUACUGUAUGUAGGAAAGGAUCGUGUCAGUAGGAGUCCCAGUACGGCCUCAUGCAGCAUUCUCCUUCGGAGAUCAAGGAGAAGUUACUGAGGGCACUGGAUAAGGAAUACAAUGUAAGGUUUUAAAUACUGUCGAAACACAUGAAACACCGAAAUUAAUAAAAAUUACGAAGAAACUUAGCUAAAUGCGCUGUGAAAGUGGCGUGUCUGACUCCAACUUGUGUUAGUUUUCCACUAGCUAAGGUAGAAAUACACCCAUAUCAGACAAGAAUUCCUUAACAGCAGUACCAUAAAUAUAUACAGGUUCAUUCAGAAGCGUGAUUUUGCUUAACAUAGUGGAAGAGACGUCAAAUUUCGUGUGUGGAAAUUGGGUACACGGAGCUGUAAGAGGACAGUGUCUAGCCUAGACCUCCUCCUUACGCGGCACAGCGCGUGCGCACUGGCCAGUGGAGCAUGGCCCGUAACAUGUAAACUCAAGGCAUUCACGUUGACUCAUAUUUCAUACUGACAGCAUAUUAAACUACGUUUAAUCGCCAUAAAGUGUUCUGGAGCCGUUAAAAAUAACGUGCAAAGGAUAAUGAACCUAACAGUUGCUAUAUUCAUUGUAAUGUGCGGUGUUUUGGCAUUAUGAUAAGUGAAACGUGCAAGUGAAGUAUUGUGUGUUCUCCGUUUGUGGAUAAAAACUGUGUUAAUUACGUAAAUAAAGUGAUUUUGUACAAAGUAGAUGCUCCCACAGAAGAUUCCUUUCAUACAUCAUCCAGAUUUACUGUGACGUGCCUUGUAUCCUUCUUCCGUUUCAACAUUUAAUGGAUGUUCUCAAACUCAUGACUUCAAAAUCAUAUUUCUGUGUGAUUCUCUAAUCUCAGGUAAUUGUGAACACAAGUGUGCGAAAAGCUGUGUAAUUGAUUUGCGUCGAUGCCAGAGUGAAUUGCUUAAAAGGAAAAAAAAAAAAAAAAUGUUCGAAACUACUUUUGUACUGAUGCAUUUGAAUAUUGCAGAUUACUUCAGGUUAUUAAUUAUGGCGCUGUGGAAGAAGUUAUUGGACUGCUGGAAAACACUCCAGUUACAAAGGAGGUGCUUGAGACUACACGGCUGGGACGAUACAUCAAUGAACUACGAAAGAAGACAACCGACGAAAUGCUUGCAAAACGUGCCAAAGGUCUGGUUCGUCAGUGGCGUCACAUGAUCAUGCCGGAGCGACAGAGUCCUGCACAUAGAGUGAACGGUGCGAGUGUUGGUGCAAGUGCGUGUGCCAGUGCAGGAGCAAGUCCAGUACAAAGUGGACCUACACCUGGACACGGAGCUAGCCCGGGACCCCAUUCACCAGCAGGCUCUCCCGGUCGACCUCCACACCAUGCAGACUCUGUACCAAGGACCAUUGCCGCCAACAAGCGGCUCCGAAAAGAUGACUCGGACGAAGGUCAGCCUCCAGCUAAAGUCGCACGACAAGUGAAUGGCGGGCUAGAAACAGACAAUCCUAUAGAAAGUGUCCCUGCCGUUAAAGGCUCGGCGACGACUGGUAGGCGUCGCCGUGCUCACCGUUCAACUAACUGUCAUAAUGACGACAUAGUCAAAAAGAAAUUGGCUUCGGCAGCUCGAGCACUGCGUGUGAAAACUACUCAGGAACUGCUGGCCGGUCUGAGUUCUUGCACCAGCAGUGGAUCAUACACGCCUUCGAGUACAACUCCGGAGCCAAAACCGGUAUCUCCUGCAUUGCACGCACGGGCGUCUCCGGCAGUACGGCAGCCCAUGUCUCCUGCGGUGAGGCAGCCCGUGUCUCCUGCGGUGAGGCAGCCCGUGUCUCCUGCGGUGAGGCAGCCCGUGUCUCCUGCGGUGAGGCAGCCCGUGUCUCCUGCAGUGAGGCAGCCCGUGUCUCCUGCGGUGAGGCAGCCAGUUUCUCCGGCGGUGAGGCAGCCUGUGUCUCCGGCGGUGAGGCAGCCCGUGUCUCCGGCGGUGAGGCAGCCCGUGUCUCCGGCGGUGAGGCAGCCCGUGUCUCCGGCGGUGAGGCAGCCCGUGUCUCCGGCGGUGAGGCAGCCCGUCUCUCCAGCACUGAGGCAACCUCUGUCUCCUGCAGUUGUGACCCCAGUGUCUCUGGUAGUGCGGAAACCGGUAUCGCCUGUAGUGCGGAAACCGCUGUCACCUGUGGUGCGACCUCAUCAGCUGCAAGUACAUUCUAACACCGCAGGUGUUCCACCCCAUGAACCUGUAUCUCGUACGCUGUGUACGUCACCUGCCGCAUCCGUACCAACUCCCUCCCCGACACCACCACUCAGAGACGAUGUCGGUACUGCUGUCAUCAGUAUGCCAUCUGUGAAAACUGCUAGUACACAUUUGUCCUCGGUGAAGCGGGUACGCCAGUCUCGAAUCGAUGCGAGCUCUGUUCCGGCAGCCCAAACUGUAAAACCUCCCCCUCCUGCACCGUCGCCCACUCCCUCACCUUCACUGUCACCAGCUCGCUCAGUGUCGUCACUGCUGAACGCUGUCAGUGAUUCCACCAGAUCGGGCGAUAUCUGUGCUCAGAUUGCAGAAAUAAUGUCUAGGCUUCCUCCAAUUGAUGCCUCUGCAGUGUGUCGAGAGGAGACCUCACCAUCUGUCCAUUGCGAUUACAGAGCAGAAGAUCUUCUGGAUGGCGAGAUAGAUGGUGUGACUGGAAAUGUGUCUCAUGAUGGCAAGUUUAGAGAAUGGCACGAGUGUGUAUCGCGGACGACUGCAGCUGGAGAGUUGCUUCAUAUACUACCGUAUACAAUUAUAGACUAAGAUGAUUUGGUUGAUUUGGCUGUUAUAUUGUUGCAUGUCACGGAUACUGAGUAGUGACGUGUACGGAAUAUGAAAUAUGCGCACCUGUGACUGAUAACCGUGACUGCGCCAUUGGCUGUGGUAUGCUAGUCGUCACGCAGACUGGCAAAUGGACCGUAAUUUUGUGAAACUGCAGCCAUGAAUUGUGUAAUUAUGGUGCUGUCUGGGGUCUGAAGGAUAGAAAUACAACAGCGAUAUCAGGGAUUUGUGCAUUUGCCUAGUUAUGGUACAGUUUGUGCCGUGGGCACAUGGCUUGUGAUAAUUGACAUAAAGGGCAUCCCCGUCCUGUAUUUGCAACCUCACAUUUUCCGUACGCUGGGAAGUCAAGUACCCUAUAUUUAAUUGGAUAUCGUUGCCAAAUGUAGGGUUACUGUUAAUAUUGUAUAGGCUACACUGCCCAAUGUUGAUUUGUUGUAAGCAUCAACUUAAUACAUAUUUACUAGUGAGUCUGAUUGUAACUCAGAGUUUUGUACAGUUGCCUGUGCCUUUUACUAGUUGCCUGUCAUUCACUGGAGGAAUGAUUUAGUACUUAGAUAUAUUUAUACUUCAUUUUUUAUUUAAUGAUAUGCUUCAGUUCUUCCAAGUGAAUUACUUGCAAGAAUCAAGUUUUUGGUAACAGUAUUUGAAACGUAUAAAGCCAGAAUUCAUAUAGCUACUUAAACUGCAUACAACGAGAUGAAGAAUGCUUACAUUUGUCACCUUUCAUUAUUACCAUUAACACCAGCCAGUGAUGUUAAAGAUACUUAAUUAUGUAGUUUUUAACAUUUAUUCAGUCCUCCGUUGUGGAGAAAUAAAAGACCUGUUCCAAUCAAUAAGCAACACCAACAAACCAAGUUUUUGUAAUUUGCAUGUCAAAAGGUGCCUGCCAUUCAAUUCUAAACUGAAAGAAAAGUGUUUUCCUUGCAUAAACACAUGUGGGCUGACAAGCUUGAGCAUUUGGAACUCUUUGUUCUGUUAUGUGGCAAUUUUCUGUUGGAAGACUGUUAGUAUGUCAUGCCACAUCAUUGGUGAUAAUGGUUCAUAAUAUAAAGUUCCUGAGAUACUUCCCAGAAUUUUGUAUCACAAGUUAUCAGUGUAUUCAUUGUCAUAUAAUGAAUUCUGCUACAUUGAUUUAAAAAGAUAACUUAAAUAUCACCUGCCCAUAAUAGCUACAUCAUGUUCCUGUUACCUUUUUUUUUUUUUCUCCUUCUUCUUCUUUCUCGUUAGGUUAAAUGUGACCAUUAUGUUAAAGUGCCAUCAUCCCCGACUCAUGUUAGCAAAUAAACUUUCAAUUGAUGCUGUAUACUUCCAUUUUGUGCAGAAAAGUCUAUGUUUUAAAUUAAUGUCAUAAACUGUUAAUUUGUGCUAAAUUUUGUUGUAUGAAAGAAAAAAAUCUCAGUUUUACAGUCUCAAUAUAUGGAACAGAAUUCUAGGAGGAGGGAUUCAAAAAACUUGUUCCAACUCUGUAAUGCAGAUAGUCCAACAGUUACAAAAGAGUAUAAAUAUGUUGCUUACGUUUUGUUGUUGGAAUAUUUCUAGCAGGCCAAUAAUUUUAAACCCAUUAUGUUGUUGCAUUCGUGAGUUAGCCAAAGCUUUAAUAUCCAACCAUGAUAAUCAAAAUGGGCAAUAUAAAGCAGCUCCUGUGGUUAACGUUGUGCUGAAAAUUAUGUACUUGUUGAGCUAGCAUUACUGUUCUCAUGAUACUGUGAUAAAGAUUAUUUGUAUUUAAACUGUAUAUAGUAAAUAGAAACUUAUCAGUUUAUGUUAUGGAAUUGAUUAAAUAUUUUUCUAAUGGCAAGAUAGCUGUUUUCCUUUACAGUAAAUCAGUUUAAAUUGUAGCUUAAUUUCUUUCAGUUCAACUGAGGUGUCACUGUAGACUCGGCAUUUUAGUUAUUACAUAAGAAAUAAUUUAAAAUUUCUCAGUGACUAGUAAUGUAAGACCUACAUAACACAGCAGAUGUGUGGCCUCCCUCCCCCCUACUUACCACCUCCCUCCACUUCACUUCCUCAUUUCUCCCCAGCUAUACCUGUUCACUUCAGCACUUCACCCCUCUACUCCACCCUUUCACUCCGCCAUUUUAUCCCUUCUGUCACUUUUUUACUCCACCACUUCUCACUUUUUGCCCCUUUCACUCCACCACUCCUCAUCUUUCCCCCUGCACUCUAUCACUUGUAAUCCAACCCCCUUCACUCCACCAUUUCCCAUCUUCUUUCCCUGCUCCACUCCACCACUUCUCACCAUCUGCCCUCCUCCUCCCCUCCCCCCCCCCCCCCCCCCCCACUUCACUCCACCACUUCUCACCUUUUGCCCCUGCUUCACUCCACCACUUUCUCACCUUUUGCUCCUGCUUCACUCCACCAUUUCCUCACCUUUUGCUGCUGCUUCACUCCACCACUCUGCAUCACUGUUCCCCAUCUGCCCUCCUUACAAUACGACUUCUCUCUCCACUUUUCUCAUGUCACUAUCUAAUUUUUACCCCACUUUUCCCGUGUGCCUCCACGUAGUAGUCUCCCCCCCCCCCCCCCCCCCCCUCUCUCUCUCUCUCUCUCUCUCUCUCUCUCUCUCUCUCUCUCUCUCUCUCUCUCUCUCUCUCAUCCUGGGCAGCUUUCUUAAUUCAGUUUGGCAGGUCACUGCUUCAUGGAACAUAUGUUUGUAAAAUCACUUCUACAUCUUGUGAUAAAUAGUUCCAAGGUACUGAUACAAAAGACUGACAUUGUAUGUUUAUAUUACAGAAAAUUCUGAGAGACAUCUCACUUUUUAGAUUGUGCCUUAAAACUGGUUGUAAAUGAUGACAUCAGUUUUAGAAUAUUUGUAUUUAACUGUGAUAACGUCUGUCUUAUUGCUGUAUGCUUGACUUUAGAACUGCUGCCACAAUUCAGGCACUUCCUAUGUUAAAACAUUUUUCUUCAUAUGCCACACUGCUGUAUGUAGGUUAAAAUGCUAGAUUGUGAGUUGUAUACAGUUGUACUGUAAAAAAAAAAAAAACAAAAAAAACAGUGUACAUUCUAUUUGCUAGCAGUUUCUUGUCUGCACUGUUUGAUUUUCAUAAUAAUGAAUGUAUUGAGCAUAUAUUCAGAAGCUGGGUUGAAUACUGAUAUAGGGAAAGUAAAAACAAACAUUACCACUUAAGUACAAAGUCAGAAUGUAAUUCCUUAAAAUAGACUGCCAGAAUUUUUGCAACAGCAGAGGCAUUUGUUAGAUAUUCAUAGCAAGGUGAAAAUGCUCUGGAAUUCAAACUCCAGACACUGAGUGUUGCUAUACAGUUCAGCUAAUGUUUCCUCCUCCCUUACCUCCACUCUGUGUUGGUUAAAAUUUUAUUUUAAUCAUAUCAGAAUAUUUUGUUCAUUCCAUAUUUGUAGGUAUUAGUAAUUUCUGCACCCAGAUGAUUUGUGUUCCUUCAGAUAUGUUAAUUUUUAAGAUCUAGAGAGUGAUUUUGGAAGUUUUUUCUAAAAGUGUUUUGCUAUUGUUAUUGAACAAUACAGGAUAUUUGUGGAUUGUUCAUCAAUAAAUGAAGUGAAGCUUG
Molecule: messenger RNA, 9706 nt
Organism: Schistocerca gregaria
Lineage: Eukaryota; Metazoa; Arthropoda; Insecta; Orthoptera; Acrididae
Product: translation initiation factor IF-2-like
Exons: 3
Coding region: 4545-6164 (539 amino acids)
Biological process (GO): positive regulation of gene expression; regulation of transcription by RNA polymerase II
Cellular component (GO): nucleus; mediator complex; core mediator complex
Molecular function (GO): transcription coregulator activity
Source: RefSeq, a predicted model, not a curated record